Molecule: messenger RNA, 2077 nt
Organism: Heterocephalus glaber (naked mole-rat)
Lineage: Eukaryota; Metazoa; Chordata; Mammalia; Rodentia; Bathyergidae
Gene: Crls1
Product: cardiolipin synthase 1
Biological process (GO): cardiolipin biosynthetic process
Cellular component (GO): membrane; mitochondrion
Molecular function (GO): CDP-diacylglycerol-glycerol-3-phosphate 3-phosphatidyltransferase activity; cardiolipin synthase (CMP-forming) activity
Source: RefSeq, a predicted model, not a curated record
GCGUCGCGAAGGCAUCCUUCCUUGGCGGCUCCAGGCCACCAUAAGCGGAGCGUGUUGGGGUUGAAGCCAGCAUGGAGGCGGCGGCGGCCGUGCUUCUGCGGGACAUGGAGAAGCGGCCGGCCGGUGCCCGGCGCUGCUGAGUUCGCGUCGCCCGUGUCCCUGCAGGGCUAUGCUGACUUGGCGCGUGGCGCGCGGGCCGUGGGGGGCCCUAUGUAGGACGGCGUGGGCGCGGGGGGCGCGGCCGGGCCGGGGGCGCGCUCUCGGGGCCCUGCUGCCCGCUUCCGGCUGCCUGGCGGAGCGCCAGUGGCUGCGGCCGGCCGCGCUCGGCCUGCGCCUGCUGGGGCCCGGCGCGCGGCGCCACGGCUCGGGCGCGGGGAAGGCGGGCCCGGGUCCCGCGGCAGAGGGCGGCGCCGCGGCGGAGGCCCUGGGCGGCCGGUGUGGCCCCGCGAGCGCUGCCAGCGCGUAUGAAAAUCCAUGGACAAUUCCAAAUAUGUUGUCAAUGACAAGAAUUGGCUUGGCUCCAGUUUUGGGCUAUUUGAUUAUUGAAGAAGAUUUUAAUGUUGCACUCGGAGUCUUUGCUUUAGCUGGACUUACUGAUUUGUUGGAUGGAUUUAUUGCUCGAAACUGGGCCAAUCAAAAAUCAGCUUUGGGAAGUGCUCUUGAUCCACUUGCUGAUAAAAUACUUAUCAGUGUAUUAUAUGUUAGCUUGACCUAUGCAGAUCUUAUUCCAGUUCCACUUACUUAUAUGAUAAUUUCAAGAGACAUAAUGUUGAUUGCUGCUGUUUUUUAUGUCAGAUAUCGAACUCUCCCAACACCGCGAACACUAGCUAAGUAUUUCAAUCCUUGCUAUGCUACUGCUAGGUUAAAACCAACAUUCAUCAGUAAGGUGAACACAGCGGUCCAGUUAAUCUUGGUGGCAGCUUCUUUGGCAGCUCCAGUUUUCAAUUAUGCUGACAGCGUUUAUCUUCACAUACUGUGGUAUUUUACAGCUUUCACCACAGCUGCAUCAGCUUACAGUUAUUAUCAUUAUGGUCGGAAAACUGUUCAAGUGAUAAAAGACAGAUGAAAGUCACCCAUUACCAUUAGCAAGAAAGCAAUAGACAUCGGCGGCGGCGGCGGCGGCAGUGCCAGUGUAAAUCUACAGGAGUUCCCUGUUUUCGUGUUCAGCUUGAAAAGGGACUUGUCAGAACAAACAGUGUCAUCAGAAUUAAAGUAGUGUGCAUUGAAGAGAAGCUUGAUCAUGCGCAUAUGCAGAAUUUCCAAUGUAUUUUUAAAAUACAAAUAAAACUAUAAUUUAGAAUUUUUAAUCUUAGGUUUCUUGAUUAAUUUAUAAGAAAUUAACUAUUUCAAUUAUAAUCAGUCUUUUUUAUAUGUUUUUUAAAAACAUCUCAGCAUGGAGACUGAAGAGUAGACACCUUUAAGUAGACUUUAGAUUGCUCACAAAACAGUAGUGAAUUUGUUGGGAUUAAAUACGCAUCCUACACAUAUUCUCACAGCUUGGCUGUAGAUGUUUAUGUUUGAUUUUUAAACCUGUAUACACAGUAGCAGUUUGUGUGGUUACUAUUUGAUCAUUUAUAAUAAUGAGAAUAAAGUUAACUUAGCUGUGGAUAAAGUAAAAUGGUAAAGAGAUUUAAAAUAAGUUUGAAAAUGAGUAAGAGGGCUGGGGAUUUAGCUCAGUGGCACUGUGCCUGCCUUGAAAGCACAAGGUCCUGAGUUCAGUCCCCGGUACCAAAAGAAAAAUAGAAAAUGAGUAGGAUGACUCAAAGUAGAAGGUAUUGAAAUUUGUGUUCAGAAGUCUUCCAACCUCUCAGGUGCCUAAGAGUUCACAUGACAAGUAACAAAGUAGUUGAAGUAAAAGAACAUGUCCAUUAGCCUUUGCUCCAAAAGGCUGUGAGUUACUUAUUUCCACAGUCACUGCAUUUCAGACACAGCAAUGUUUCUAUGAUACUGGAAACUACAUGUAUGUUAUGUAAAUAAUACGAAACUGUAUAUUUUUCAAAAGUUUUUUAAACUUUGGAGAAUCUUUUGUUAAGAUGUUAAAGAAAUAAAACUACUGGGAAAACACUUGUACCUUCAA